CUUCUCAUCACUUUUUUCCAUCAAAAAACUUGUACGGUCACCCUGGAGAUUCCCAAAUCGUGUGUACCAAGUCUUUAUCAUGGCUCCCUCACCGUCACCAGUGCCAGCAGCUGCAGCGAUAGCGACUUCAUCGCAGACUCCGCUCCCGCACUCAUCACUGGAGCCUGAAUCCAACACCAUCAAAGAACGGCCCCGCAAGCUAUUACAAAAGAACGAUGCUGUGCCAAUGAUGAAUACCAACGGAGACGUCUUUGAACUCCCAGACUUCACUAUUGGAGACAUCCGCAAAGCCAUUCCGCCAGAAUGCUUUGAACGAAGUACACUGCGUGGAGUAGGCUACGUCGCCAGAGACAUUACUCUUCUCUCGACCAUGUUCUGGCUAUUUCACCAUUUUGUCACGCCGGAGAAUGUACCGUCAGUGGUUGCUCGCGGGCUUCUUUGGUCAGCAUAUGGCUUUUUGAAUGGCUUGUUCGGCACUGGCCUUUGGAUAAUGGGUCACGAAUGUGGUCAUCAAUCACUGUCAUCUUCCAAAAUAAUCAACGAUACUGUUGGUUGGAUCGUGCACUCGUCAUUGUUGGUACCCUACUUCUCUUGGAAGAUCUCGCACGGCAAACACCACAAAGCAACGGGGCAUAUGGAAAGAGACAUGGUCUUUGUUCCACAAACUCGCUCAGAGUUCGCCAAACGUGUCGGCACCGCGAUUGAGAAUCUGUCCGAGGUUGUGGAAGACGCUCCACUGUAUUCGUUCUUCAUGCUUUUCGGCAGACAGCUUUUUGGAUGGCCCCUCUAUCUUCUAGCGAAUAGAACGGGUCAUAACUAUCACGAUAGGCAACCGGAGGGACGUGGAAGGAACAAGACGAAUGGAUGGGGUGGCGGGGUAAAUCAUAUCAGCCCUAGCAGUCCCCUCUACGAAGCUAAAGACGCCAAAUGGAUUAUUGUCAGUGACAUUGGCAUCUUUGCGACGCUCGCGGCUUUACUGUAUAUCGGAACCACGUUCGGCUGGUAUAAUCUUGCUGUCUGGUAUUUUUUACCCUAUUUGUGGGUCAAUCACUGGCUAGUUGCCAUCACAUAUCUCCAGCAUACUGAUGCAACCCUUCCACACUACGACUCUCAAUCAUGGACGUACGUUCGGGGAGCUGCAGCCACGAUCGACCGUGACUUGGGUUUUGUUGGCAGACACCUAUUCCACGGCAUUGCUGAAACCCACGUGCUACACCACUACGUCUCUGCCAUCCCCUUCUACCAUGCUUACAAGGCGAGCGAAGCGAUUAUACCUGUCAUGGGCCGCCACUACCGUGCUAAUACGAAAGGCGGACCUGUUGGGUUUGUGAAGGCUCUGUAUACAAACUUCAGAGAAUGCCAGUGGGUAGAGCCGACUGAGGGAAUCGAAGGAGAUAUGCAGCAUGUGCUCUUCUAUCGCAACAAGAAUGGAAUCGGCGUUAGGCCUGCUACACUGCGUAACUAGGUGCACAGUGUAACAAAGGCUGCGCUCCUUGUUGCGCACAUGGUUGCGCAUCUGUGUGCAUCCGCUCAUCCUGUUUUGGUAAGCACAUUAGCGACGGUAAUCACCUGGGAAGUAUUGAUAUUGAACACAUUUGACAAGAGUUCGAAAUCAGCAGUUUCUAUUGUUCUGGUAGAAUGAAUCAAGGAAAGGAAUGUUGUCUAGUCUGGAUCAUAAUUUCUAGAGUAAUUGCAUCUAUACGCCACUGGCGGCUCUCCACAUAUCGGAAUCAGAUGGCGGAACUGGCAUCAAAAGUAAUCUGUUGGUUACCAAACC
This is a messenger RNA of Periconia digitata, 1777 nucleotides long. NCBI's taxonomy places the organism in Eukaryota, Fungi, Ascomycota, Dothideomycetes, Pleosporales, Periconiaceae. The record is from the annotation of a GenBank genome assembly.